Molecule: messenger RNA, 8039 nt
Organism: Salvelinus fontinalis (brook trout)
Lineage: Eukaryota; Metazoa; Chordata; Actinopteri; Salmoniformes; Salmonidae
Molecular function (GO): protein binding; GTP binding
Source: RefSeq, a predicted model, not a curated record
AUGGAGAGGCCUGAUGAUGAGGGGUCACCUGGUGGGGUUAUAGAGGUGGAGAGGCCUGAUGAUGAGGAGUCACCAGGUGGGGUUAUAGAGGUGGAGAGGCCUGAUGAUGAGGGGUCACCUGGUGGGGUUAUAGAGAUGGAGAGGCCUGAUGAUGAGGGGUCACCUGGUGGGGUUAUAGAGGUGGAGAGGCCUGAUGAUGAGGAGUCACCUGGUGGGGUUAUAGAGGUGGAGAGGCCUGAUGAUGAGGGGUCACAUGGUGGGGUUAUAGAGGUGGAGAGGCCUGAUGAUGAGGAGUCACCUGAUGGAGUUGUAGAGGUGGAGAGACCUGGUGAUGAGGCGUCACCUGGUGGGGUUAAAGAGGUGGAGAGGCCUGAUGAUGAGGGGUCACCUGGUGGGGUUAUAGAGGUGGAGAGGCCUGAUGAUGAGGAGUCACCUGAUGGAGUUGUAGAGGUGGAGAGACCUGGUGAUGAGGCGUCACCUGGUGGGGUUAUAGAGGUGGAGAGGCCUGAUGAUGAGGAGUCACCUAGUGGGGUUAUAGAAAUGGAGAGGCCUGAUGAUGAGGGGUCACCAGGUGGAGUUAUAGAGGUGGAGAGGCCUGAUGAUGAGGGGUCACCUGGUGGGGUUAUAGAGAUGGAGAGGCCUGAUGAUGAGGAGUCACCUGGUGGGGGUAUAGAGGUGGAGAGGCCUGAUGAGGGGUCACCUGGUGGGGUUAUAGAGAUGGAGAGGCCUGAUGAUGAGGGGUCACCUGGUGGGGUUAUAGAGGUGGAGAGGCCUGAUGAUGAGGGGUCACCAGGUGGGGUUAUAGAGAUGGAGAGGCCUGAUGAUGAGGAGUCACCUGGUGGGGUUAUAGAGGUGGAGAGGCCUGAUGAUGAGGGGUCACCAGGUGGGGUUAUAGAGAUGGAGAGGCCUGAUGAUGAGGAGUCACCUGGUGGGGUUAUAGAGGUGGAGAGGCCUGAUGAUGAGGAGUCACCAGGUGGGGUUAUAGAGGUGGAGAGGCCUGAUGAUGAGGGGUCACCUGGUGGGGUUAUAGAGGUGGAGAGGCCUGAUGAUGAGGAGUCACCUGAUGGAGUUGUAGAGGUGGAGAGACCUGGUGAUGAGGCGUCACCAUGUGGGGUUAUAGAGGUGGAGAGGCCUGAUGAUGAGGAGUCACCAGGUGGGGUUAUAGAGAUGGAGAGGCCUGAUGAUGAGGGGUCACCUGACCUGCUGACUGUUGACUCAGUGGAAGCCACAUCAGCUGCUGUUAGCUGGAACCAGCCACCAGCAUUGGACCAAACCCAACAUCAUUACCAGAUCUCCUACCGCUGUCCAGGGACAAAACCACACAUCACUACCACAUCUUCACACAGCAUCACUCUCUCUGACCUGAAACCUGCCACUCAGUACUCUGUUACUGUCUGCACUGUGCUGGAAAAUGGAAAGCAAAGUCAACUGGUGUCAACAACCCUCAUCACAAGGACAGAACCACACAUCAUUACCACGUCUUCACACAGCAUCACUCUCUCUGACCUGCAAGGUGGUACUCAGUACUCUGUCACUGUCUGCACUGUGCUGGAAAAUGGAAAGCAAAGUCAACUGGUGUCAACAACCCUCACCACAGUACUUCCUGCUCCAGACCAGCUGACUGUUGACUGGGUAACCAUCACAUCAGCUGCUGUUAGCUGGAACCAGCCACCAGGAUUGGACCAAACCCAACAUCAUUACCAGAUCUCCUACCAGUGUCCAGGGACAGAACCACACAUCACUACCACAUCUUCACACAGCAUCACUCUCUCUGACCUGAAACCUGCCACUCAGUACUCUGUUACUGUCUGCACUGUGCUGGAAAAUGGAAAGCAAAGUCAACUGGUGUCAACAACCCUCAUCACAAGGACAGAACCACACAUCAUUACCACGUCUUCACACAGCAUCACUCUCUCUGACCUGCAAGGUGGUACUCAGUACUCUGUCACUGUCUGCACUGUGCUGGAAAAUGGAAAGCAAAGUCAACUGGUGUCAACAACCCUCACCACAGUACUUCCUGCUCCAGACCAGCUGACUGUUGACUGGGUAACCAUCACAUCAGCUGCUGUUAGCUGGAACCAGCCACCAGGAUUGGACCAAACCCAACAUCAUUACCAGAUCUCCUACCAGUGUCCAGGGACAGAACCACACAUCACUACCACAUCUUCACACAGCAUCACUCUCUCUGACCUGCAAUGUGGUACUCAGUACUCUGUCACUGUCUGCACUGUGCUGGAGAAUGGAAAGCAAAGUCAACUGGGGUCAACAACCCUCACCACAGUACUUCCUGCUCCAGACCAGCUGACUGUUGACUCAGUGGACACCACAUCAGCUGCUGUUAGCUGGAGCCAGCCACCAGGAUUGGAACAAACCCAACAUCAUUAUCAGAUCUCCUACCACUGUCCAGGGACAGAACCACACAUCACUACCACGUCUUCACACAGCAUCACUCUCUCUGACCUGCAAUGUGGUACUCAGUACUCUGUCACUGUCUGCAGUGUGCUGGAAAAUGGAAAGCAAAGUAAACUGGUGUCAACAACCCUCACCACAGUACUUCCUGCUCCAGACCAGCUGACUGUUGACUCAGUGGACACCACAUCAGCUGCUGUUAGCUGGAGCCAGCCACCAGGAUUGGACCAAACCCAACAUCAUUACCAGAUCUCCUACCGCUGUCUAGGGACAAAACCACACAUCACUACCACGUCUUCACACAGCAUCACUCUCUCUGACCUGAAACCUGCCACUCAGUACUCUGUUACUGUCUGCACUGUGCUGGAAAAUGGAAAGCAAAGUCAACUGGUGUCAACAACCCUCAUCACAAAACAGCUGACUGUUGACUCAGUGGACACCACAUCAGCUGCUGUUAGCUGGAGCCAGCCGCCAGGAUUGGACCAAACCCAACAUCAUUACCAGAUCUCCUACCACUGUCCAGGGACAGAACCACACAUCACUACCACAUCUUCACACAGCAUCACUCUCUCUGACCUGCAACGUGUCACUCAGUACUCUGUCACUGUCUGCACUGUGCUGGAAAAUGGAAGGCAAAGUCAACUGCUGUUAACAACCUUCACCACAGUACUUCCUGCUCCAGACCAGCUGACUGUUGACUCAGUGGACACCACAUCAGCUGCUGUUAGCUGGAACCAGCCACCAGGAUUGAACCAAACCCAACAUCAUUACCAGAUCUCCUACCACUGUCCAGGGACAGAACCACACAUCACUACCACAUCUUCACACAGCAUCACACUCUCUGACCUGCAAGGUGGUACUCAGUACUCUGUCACUGUCUGCACUGUGCUGGAAAAUGGAAGGCAAAGUCAACUGGUGUCAACAACUUUGACUACAAGAUCCUGUCUCAGGGAGCUGUUGUCAAAGACUGAACUAGAAGAUCAUUAUGAAAACAAGCUGACGUUAAGUACUGUCCUUGAGAUAAAUGCUGAUACUACUUCAGAUGAACCUCUUACCACUAUGCAGUCACUUCCAGGGGCCUUCCUGAAGAAAUUAAUUAUGGCAAAUGUGAAUGCUAGGAGUGUGAAAUGUCUGACCACUGACCAGGAGGUUUCCUAUUGUGGUGUAGACAACCUGACCACUGACCAGGAUGUUUCCUAUUGUGGUGUAGACAACCUGACCACUGACCAGGAGGUUUCCUAUUGUGGUGUAGACAACCUGACCACUGACCAGGAGGUUUCCUAUUGUGGUGUAGACAACCUGACCACUGACCAGGAGGUUUCCUAUUGUGGUGUAGACAACCUGACCACUGACCAGGAGGUUUCCUAUUGUGGUGUAGACAACCUGACCACUGACCAGGAGGUUUCCUAUUAUGGUGUAGACAACCUGACCACUGACCAGGAGGUUUCCUAUUGUGGUGUAGACAACCUGACCACUGACCAGGAGGUUUCCUAUUGUGGUGUAGACAACCUGACCACUGACCAGGAGGUUUCCUAUUAUGGUGUAGACAACCUGACCACUGACCAGGAGGUUUCCUAUUGUGGUGUAGACAACCUGACCACUGACCAGGAGGUUUCCUAUUAUGGUGUAGACAACCUGACCACUGACCAGGAGGUUUCCUAUUAUGGUGUAGACAACCUGACCACUGACCAGGAGGUUUCCUAUUGUGGUGUAGACAACCUGACCACUGACCAGGAGGUUUCCUAUUGUGGUGUAGACAACCUGACCACAGACACUGAUAACAGCAAUGUAAUUAAUCCACUGGACCUGGUAACUGCCCUGUUUCUGUGUUCAGAUGGUUUCCUGCAGCAGGAGAUGGUCCAGAAAAUGUCCAUGUGCCAGUUUGCUGUUCCUCUGCUGCUGCCCAACUGUGACACAAAACAAAUCACUUUGAUGCUCUGGGCCUUGAGGGACAUAGUGAGGAAGUUUAGACCCUCUUCCCAAAUGGCCACAAAUUAUUUUGUGGAGGAGAGAAUUGUUGUCUCUGAUAUUCCUAUGGUGUCCUUUGUUAGGUUAGGAAAGAGUAGCUUGUCCAAGUCUCAGAUUUUGAACAAGUUGCUUAGUAACCCUCAGCAGUACCAUGACACUUUUGUUCAUCAUGAUAUGGAAUGUGGCGACAUCACUCAUAGAAUCUCAGAUGGUCUGGUUGAAAUCAGCUGGUACUUCCCAUCUGGGAACAGAAACAUAGACAUGUUCACUAAGCCUGUGGCUGUUGUCAAUCUCAGAGGAGACAUCAGGUCCUUUGAAACACAGUUCUCCUUUCUGUGUCAAACAUCAGCUGCAGUUUACAUUUUCACUGAUGAUUUUGAGGCAGAUUUCAAGGUUUUGGAAGGCGAAAUCACAAAAGCAGCGUUAUUUCUGGUUGUCAACUCUCAGAAUAAAACAUUCAGGGUGGACACAUUGAAGAAAAUGAUCACAAACUACAGUAUCAACCCAACAAAUGUGAUUGUGAAGAAGAAGCAGAAUGAUGCAGAAUUUGUCAAAAUCCUGCAGUCAUCUGUGGGUGACAUCAUCGAACAAAGUAAAAACAGAUUGACAAUUGAAAACAUGGCUACCGUGGCUCGUCAGAUGGAGAUUCUGGUUGAUGAAGACAGUGAUGAGUGUCAGAGUACCAGGAAGAUGGCAGAUGAAAUCACCAGGAACAUCAAAGACACAAUGAAAUUCAAAGACCAACAGCUACCCUUACAAGGAACAAUCUGGAAAGAGCUUUCCCAGUUGGAGAAAGAGAGAUGUAGACUGAGAAAAGCAGGGGAUCAAGACAUUGAACACUACAAGAGCUCUCUGAAGAGAAAGGAGGAAGAGCUGAGAAAGAAACAAUAUACAUUUGACAUGUCAGAUGCAAUGACAAGCUUCAUUUUAGGAUUGUCUAGUUCAGGACCUGAGCGUUCCUAUUUCCUCAAAUGGAUGCGGAUAAAUCUGGACAAUCUGUCACGGCAGAACCUGUCUGCUUUGCGGGACCAGUACAAAGAUCUUUGCCAAAAUUCUCCUGAGAAAAAAGACAACAUUAAAGAUUUGGAUAAGCAAUUAUCUGACUGUUCCUUGGGUCUUGAACACUUCCUGCGUGAGUUGGGCCAGUUAUAUGAAGCUUCCUGCUCCCUCCCUGAAAGUAGCCCUCAAAGGAAACAGAUGGAGCAUCUCCCUGGAUUGUGUGCUAAGAUGCUGUUGGAUGGUUUCCCCAUUGAACUUGUGGAUGGAGAUGCAUCAAAUAUCCCUCUGAAGUGGAUAUCAGCUGUUCUGACUCAGCUUCAUACGCUUGUGGACUCUAACAGCAAGAUCCGGGUUGUGACAGUUUUAGGGGUCCAAAGCACUGGGAAGUCCACUCUCCUCAACACCAUGUUUGGAGUCCAGUUUGCUGUCAGCAGUGGAAGAUGCACCAGAGGGGCCUUCAUGCUACUGAUUAAAGUCAACAAAGACCUCAAGGAGGAGAUGAAAUGUGACUUCAUCAUGGUCAUUGACACAGAGGGGUUGAAAUCACCAGAGUUGGCUCAACUAGAUGACAGCCAUGAACAUGACAAUGAACUGGCCACACUGGUGAUUGGACUCAGUGAUGUCACUAUCAUCAACAUCUCCAUGGAGAACUCCACAGAGAUGAAAGACAUUCUGCAGAUUGUUGUUCAUGCUUUUAUCAGGAUGAAGGAAGUGGGGAAGAAGCCGAUAUGUCAUUUUGUGCACCAGAAUGUGUCAGACAUGUCUGCUCAUGACAACAACAUGAGGGACAGAAAGAAGUUGUUGGAACAGUUGAAUGAAAUGACCCAGGCAGCAGCCAGAAUAGAGAAGAAGGAGAAUAUCACCAAGUUCACUGAUGUGAUGGAGUAUGAUCCAGACACAAGCAGCUGCUACAUCCCAGGACUCUGGCAUGGGACUCCCCCUAUGGCUCCAGUCAAUGCUGGCUACAGUGAGGCUGUGUACAACUUCAAGAAGACGUUGAUGAAUGAUUUCAGAAAAUGCCAGAGAAAUGAUGACUUGACACAUUUCUUGAAGUGGACACAAACCUUGUGGGAGGCAGUGAAAUUUGAGAAAUUCAUCUUCAGUUUCAGAAACAGUUUGGUUGCAGAUGCGUACUCCAGAUUAUGCUCUGAAUACAAUGGUUGGGAAUGGGCCUUCCAGAAAGAGAUGUAUAAAUGGAUGGUGAGUGCUGAAACUAAAAUGUCCUACAUUGUCAUGACAGAUCAACAUCCCCAGAGGUCCAUAAGAGAUGUGCUACAAGACUUGAUGAUAGAAGCAUCUGGGAAACUGUCAUUGGGAGAAAUGGAAAUCCAAUACAAUCUAGUAAAAUACUUUGAAAAGGAAGAUGGCCAUGUCAAUCUGGUGGAAAAAUACAAGGAGGACUUUGUGUCCAGUGCCAAAACACUGAGACGAGAGGCAGAAAACACAGUGAGGUACAAACUUCAACAAGCUGUUGAAAUCAAGGAAGGAAUGACAGAACUGAACAACAUCAAGAGUUCUCAGACAAGUACAAUGGAGAGAAAGGUAGUAGAUCUGCUUCAGAAAUGUAGACAGAAUAAAUCUGUUCUAUCAGAUGAGGCCCUCAGUAAAGAGUUUGAAAACAUGUGGAGGAAAACUCUAUCUGAGAUGCACUUCAGAGGACUCUCAAGAAGAGAUGUGGCUCAGGAUGCCUUCCUCAUGUUAAGUGGAAAUCUAUCAACAAGGGGGAGUCAUGUCAAUAGUAUGAUGGUUGGAAACAAUCUGGUGGAUUGUGGUAAAGAAUUUGUUGUGAAAACUGGGGGUUUAGGGAAGAGACUUGAGGGCUUUGUUAUGCCCUGGGACACCAACCAUUACAGGAAGAAACUACAAGAGUUGUGUGAUGACAUCAUAACACAGUGUCAGUUGUUUAUAACACAGAAGGUGGAAAGCAAAACAGAUUACCAUGAUACUUACAUCAAAGAGCUGCUGAACAAGAUUGAUGAAACAUUGCAACAACACAAGAAUGUAAAAAUCAGUGAGGAGUGUGAGGUUUCUCUGAAGCUACACAUCUGUGGCAGAGCAGCCAGAGAGUUCCAGAAGAUGCAUGAUGAUUUUAUUGAAGUUAAUGACCCACGGAGGUGUCUGGAACUGUCUAAGAACAAGUACUUUACUGAGUUCAGAGACUUAUUUCAUAAACGAGAUCAGUGCCUUAAGAAUGCUGAGGGGUUCACAAAGCUCUUACAGCCAGCUGUACAGGACUAUGUGACCAAAAUGAUUGGUCCUGAUGUGGUUGAUGAAGUGAAGACAGGUAAAGGGUCACAGGAGUACAGCACCCGAGGGGCUUUCCUGUUCUCCAUUUUAAAACAACUCCUGACAGAUGGAGAAUAUGAGAAAUGUAAAGGGUACAUGAUCUCCCAGAAGACUGGAAGGCAUUAACAACUCAUAAUGCAAUGAAGAGCUUGAAAGAGGCUUUCAACAUGAAAUAAAGUGGAGUUCUACUGUAUAUAAUGACUGUUGUUCACCAACAUGUUAACAUAUCAUUUAACAUUCAAAUACUUGACAACCAGAAACAAUUCUGGUUUCAUCACAGAAUUAAAUUGUAAGGAGCCAGUCGACCAGAGUUGUUGAAAUAAUGUGCAGAUCUGGAAAUACACAACUGGAUCACAGAAAGUCAUAUUUACAAAUAC